AUGAUUUUCUUUUAUUUUAGCUAUCAUCACGUCUCGCACACCUGCAAGAUAUGGCCUGUUUGCUCCGGAACUCAGCUUAUAGGCAUGUGUUUCUCAAAUGCUCUCCCAUACUGGGGAAAAAAGGCGAAUCCGACAUCGGAGUUUAUCCGAGAAUGGAUCGAGCUGUCUGUGUUUUUAAAUGCUUCCUUUGCUGUUCUAUUACCUGUAUUUGCCGUGGGUGCGAUAAACAUCUCAUUAAUUAAAUUGAUGAAAAAAAGAAACUGCGAGGAGUUACUCGUCAAUUCUGUAAAUGCUAAUCCAGAAGCAAUUCAUGAGCAAGAGCGAAAGAUGACAACUACAGUGUUGGCCAUCGUUACAUGUUUUACUCUCACACAAGGUCCAUCUGCCAUAGUAUUCAUCUACCAAAUACUCUACGGAUCUACUAGCAAUCUGCAGAUAGCAUCUGUAGUCGCCAAUCAGUUGGUCCUCACCGGGAAAAUGCUCAAUGUUGUAGGUGUACGACUUCCGCAAAUAGGGUUGAAGCUAACACAGCGUUUUAGCUCACGACUAUCUCAUGCAAACUCGAAGUCCGGCAUGACGCAACGCACAUCAGUGAUAUCUUCAUGGAGCUUUCGUACCAUGCGUUCAUCGUUCAUGUCCCAUGUAUCCCAGAGAUAG
Messenger RNA from Cylicostephanus goldi, 657 nucleotides. NCBI's taxonomy places the organism in Eukaryota, Metazoa, Nematoda, Chromadorea, Rhabditida, Strongylidae. The record is from the annotation of a GenBank genome assembly.